This is a messenger RNA of Abrus precatorius (Indian licorice), 1448 nucleotides long. Its product is annotated as nudix hydrolase 12, mitochondrial. Gene Ontology annotation, molecular function: pyrophosphatase activity. The transcript is spliced from 6 exons. The record is from RefSeq and is a predicted model, not a curated record. The coding region runs from base 435 to 1130 and encodes 231 amino acids. NCBI's taxonomy places the organism in Eukaryota, Viridiplantae, Streptophyta, Magnoliopsida, Fabales, Fabaceae. Gene Ontology annotation, cellular component: cytoplasm; nucleus.
AUAUAAAUGGAUGCCAUUGCUACACCCGCUGAAAGCUCUAUCCCCCCUCUUUCUUUGUUCCCGUAGAAGCCUUUCUUCCUUUGUUUUCGUUUUGCUAAAACAAGCAUCUCUUCUUCUAUCUUUCCAUCCUUGCAAAAAGGAUAAAGGGUUGCUACCAUUUCUAGUUUCAUUCUACCAUUUGGAGGCACCUCAUGCUAUAAAAAAAAUAAUACUAAUUAUCUUGGAAGGUUUGUCUUGAAACUAUAACAACAAAACAAUCCUCAUCUAAGCAAUUGAACUACCCAAAACAAAACACGUGUUGGCCAAAACAUCACCUCUCUCAUGCAAGAGCUUUUAGAUGCUCCUUUAUGCUCAACCAAUGCUUAUGAAAGCUUGUUCUAUGUCUGUUGUGCUCAAGAUUUAGAGUUUGGUUCGAUUUGUCUUUUCUAGAAUCUAUGUCUUCUGUGCCAGCACGAACGGGGCGACAAAGACAGCGUUAUGAAGACAACUUGCGCCUUGUCUCUGGAUGUAUUCCCUAUAGAUGGACAAAGGACAACACAGAUCAAAUGGGAGAAACUGAGGAGAUAAUUGAAGUACUUAUGGUUUCUUCACCAAAACGCGAUGAUCUUGUAUUCCCAAAGGGUGGAUGGGAGGAUGAUGAGACUGUUACGGAAGCUGCUUGCCGUGAAGCCCUAGAGGAAGCAGGAGUUAAAGGUGUACUGAGAGAAAUUCCUUUAGGAAUAUGGGAGUUCAGAAGCAAAAGUAGUCAGGACUUGUGUAGCAUGGAAGGAGGUUGCAAAGGGUACAUGUUCGCCUUGGAGGUGACUGAAGAACUUGAGACUUGGCCGGAGCAGAAAAACCGUACUCGCCAGUGGUUAAACAUAGAAGAGGCAUUCAGACUCAGCCGAUAUGACUGGAUGUCUAAUGCACUCGAGGAGUUUUUGAGAGUUAUGGAAGAGGAUAGAAAACUUGAGAAGAAAGACCAGAAUGUCGAACCCCCUUCAAUUAUAGUAGCAGAUGUGUCAGAAUGUCAAAGUAUGCCUCACAACUGCUAUAAAAGAUCCUCUACAAUGCAGCACCAUGGUAUGCCUCCUAAAGCCAAUCUCCUGUCACGUGCCUCUCAAGAGAUAGCCAUCCACUUUGGUUAUUGAGAUUAUCUGUACACUUCUGCAAUGUGUUCUUGUAAUGGAUAAUAUUGUGCACUAACUGCUGCAAAUUUAUAAAGAACAAACUAUGAAGUAAUGGAUUGAAUGCACAUGCCAAUGCCAUGGACUUCAUUGUUGUAGGUUCUUUCCCUUUCUUUCCUAUGAGAUAAUGAUGUAAAAUGUGAUGGUGAAUGUCUCAAGUGUAUCUAGACUUAGCAGUUAUUUGCUUCUCCCCUGUUACUGAAAUGCUUGUAAAAUAGCACCAUUUGUGAAAAUUGAGUAGUGUCAUAAAGGCAAAGACUGUGUGCUACUUUUGACAACCUU